AUGUCAAACCAGAAACAUGAGGAUAUCCCUAUAACAAUAUCAUUUAUAUCUGGAGGUAUAGCAGGUGCAGUAUCAAGAACAGUAGUCUCGCCGUUUGAAAGGGUUAAAAUUUUAAAACAAGUGGAAAUUAAAAAUGAUGGAAUGAGCAACAGUGCAAAUAUUUCCACGUUGAUUAAAAGAAUGUAUCAAAAUGAAGGUAUAAAGGGCUUGUUUAGAGGUAAUGGCAUGAAUUGUAUUAGAGUUUUCCCAUAUAUGGCUGUACAAUAUUUAACCUUUGAAACUUUUAAAAAUUAUAUAUUAAAUUAUGAAAAUGCUCGUAACACUAAAGACGGAUCGACAGUAAUAUCACAAUUGACUAACGUGCAAAGGUUGGUCGAUGGUGCCUUGAGUGGUGGCUUAAGUUGUUUGGUAACUUAUCCUUUAGAUUUGGUUAAAACAAGAUUAAGCAUACAAACCACAUUAAACAAUAAGAAUGAGAUUAAUAAGUUGAAACAUCCCGGUAUGGUGGAGCUAUUAACGAACACCUAUAAAAAUGAAGGUGGUAUAAGAGGCUUGUAUAAAGGGUUAUUUCCAACUUUAUUGGGCAUUGUUCCGUAUGUGGCAUUAAAUUUCCAAAUAUACGAGGAUUUAAAAGAAUUAUAUUUGAACCAUUAUCACAUUAACGAACCUUCCAGUUUUAUAAAAUUGACCAUGGGUGCUGUAAGUGGAGGUAUAGCUCAAUGCAUUAUAUAUCCAUUUGACUUAUUAAGGAGAAGAUUCCAAGUAAUUUCCAUGAAUAACGGGUCAUUAGGAAUUCAUUACACGGGUGUAGUGGAUGCUUUGCUCCAAAUAGGCAAAAAGGAAGGCUUUAAGGGUUACUACAAGGGAUUAACAGCCAACUUAUUCAAAGUUGUUCCAUCGACAGCUGUGCAAUGGCUAACUUAUGAAUUGUGUGUUGAAUAUUUUUUCUUAAAGCAGGAUGCCUUACGUGCUUUCUAA
This is a messenger RNA of Saccharomycodes ludwigii, 978 nucleotides long. RefSeq lists its product as uncharacterized. Gene Ontology annotation, biological process: transmembrane transport. The record is from RefSeq and is a predicted model, not a curated record. Lineage: Eukaryota; Fungi; Ascomycota; Saccharomycetes; Saccharomycodales; Saccharomycodaceae. The coding region runs from base 1 to 978 and encodes 325 amino acids. The transcript has a single exon.